AUGGCAUCUCCCGUCUCCGUCUUCCGCGCCAACGCCACCGCCCUCAUCACCGGCGCAGCAAGCGGCGUAGGCCUUGCCGUAGCCAAACUCUGCGGCUCCCACUCCAUGAACGUCAUCCUCGUCGACUGGGACAAAGCGAAACUCGAGCAAGCAAAAGCAGCGGUGAAAACGAAAGGCUACGUCGAGGCGCACUCGAUCGACGUCUCCUCGCUCAGCGACUGGGACACGCUCAAGACGGCCGUCGAAAAGGACGGGCGCAAGCUCGACUUCCUGCAUUUGAAUGCCGGGAUCCAGUUCACGAGCGACUGGACGGAUUCCGCGUACUUCAAGAAGGUGUUUGAUGUCAACUUCUUCGGCGUGACGAAUGGGAUUAAUACCUUUUUCCCGCACUUCCAGGAUAAUCAGGGGGAGGCGAAGGCGAUUAUCGUCACGGGGAGUAAGCAGGGGAUUACCAACCCGCCUGGCAACCCGGUGUACAAUGCUACCAAGAGCGCCGUCAAGACUAUUGCCGAGCAUUUGAACUUCGACCUGGCCAAGUCUUCGCCUUCGACGAGCGUGCAUUUGCUUGUGCCCGGCUGGACUUUCACCGGACUCACGGCUCAGAGGGGCGUGACGGAGAAGCCGGCUGGUGCGUGGGCGCCUGAGCAGGUUGCCGAUUACUUGUACAAGAAGAUGAGCGAUGGCAAGUUUUACGUCAUCUGUCCGGACAACGAUGUUGAUUGGGAAACUGAUCGCAAGCGAAUGACCUGGACAAUGGGCGACGUCGUCUUUGAGCGCCAGCCGCAAAGCCGGUGGAGAGACGAGUACAAGGAUGAAGCGACCAAGACAAUGGACAAGAUGAAGCUGGGCAAGAACCAAAUCGAUUGA
This is a messenger RNA of Neohortaea acidophila, 867 nucleotides long. RefSeq lists its product as uncharacterized. Gene Ontology annotation, cellular component: intracellular anatomical structure. Bases 1 to 867 code for a protein of 288 amino acids. NCBI's taxonomy places the organism in Eukaryota, Fungi, Ascomycota, Dothideomycetes, Mycosphaerellales, Teratosphaeriaceae. The record is from RefSeq and is a predicted model, not a curated record. The transcript is spliced from 3 exons. Gene Ontology annotation, molecular function: oxidoreductase activity, acting on NAD(P)H, oxygen as acceptor.